AUGGUUAAUACAAGGUCUGAUGAUGAUAUUGAUAAGAGCUUAAAUGAGAUUGCGGCUCAUGCGAAGAAGCCUCAAACUCCUGUUGUUAAGCCUGUUAGCAAGGAAAAACAAAAACGAACUCUGAAAUCUCCUUGUAAGAAAGCUGGUGUUAAGUCUCCUGUAAAGAAAAAACAGAAAAUUAAUGUUCAAUCUGCUUCUGCUUCAGUGAAGAAGGUUAAGAAUGUUACUGGUAAGAAGAAUGUUAAGGUUGUUUCUGAAGAAUCUGAUAAUGAACCUUAUUCAGAUACUGAAAAAAAUGUUCGUCAUAGAAGACCAAAUCGAAGACGCUUAUUUGCUCAUAAAGAUGUUCCUUCAAGUAAUAAUAAGAAUUUUGACUUUGUGGUUGAUCCAAGGAAGCACUUUUUUGGAAAAGUCAAUGUUCCAUAUUCAUUUUCUGUUUGUGCAAAUAUUAGGAGAAUUCUAUCGAAGGAUCAGUUUGUCAAGCUUAAGGAUAGUUGCUUUGGUAUUUUUUUUGAUUUUGAUAGCGCUCUUAUGCAACAUCAGUUGAUACAUUCUUUGAUGUUAAGGGAGGUUUAUUUUUCAGAUGAUAAAGAGUUGUGGUUUGAUAUUUGUAGUAGGAAAAUGAGAUUUAGUAUGUAUGAGUUUGUUAUUCUUACUGGAUUGCGUUGUUUCAGGGAUGAAUCUGAUUAUUCUGAAUUCUGCCAUUCUAGUAGUUUUUGUGAUAAAUAUUUCAAAGAUGAAUCUAAGGUUAGUAGAAAAGUUAUUGAGAAAAAUUUUAUGUCUCGUUGUUGGGAAAAUGAUAAUGAGGACGCUGUGAAGUUUGCUAAGAUAUAUUUGAUUCAGUGUCUUCUAUUAUCUACUCAUUCUGAAACUAGAGUUGAGAUGAAGCUUGUACAUUUGAUUGACUGUGAGAGAUUUGAUGAAUUUCCUUGGGGCAGAUAUAUCUUUGAAAAAACAGUAGGUGCUUUAAAGCAUAAGCUAGUUGGUGUGAGUUCAGAGGAUUACCAAAACAACGGUUAUUUUUACAGAUUAAGCGGAUUUCCGUAUAUUAUUCAGAUAUGGUUUUAUGAGUGCUUGGUUCGUGUACCCGACUUUCUUGUCAAGUUAGCCAAAUCUGAAGCGUCUCCUCGUAUGCUACGUUGGAAACCAAAUGACGUAUCGGACUUAAAGGAUGUGGACUACAAACUUUUCAAAGAUAGCAUGAUGAAGGUUUCAAUGAAGAACAUAGAAGCUACUGAAGAUGAAGUAUCGGGUUUAGAUUUUGGUGGGUUAGGUCCUCAACCUGAUGAGAAUGAAUUAGGUUUUAACGACUCAGUUGCUGCCGAAAAUGUUAUUGGUGAGGAGAAUGUCGAUGGGGGUGGUGGUGUUCCUGUUCAUAAUCUUGUGCAGUCAUUAUGUUCAAAGUUUUUUAAGGACUUUAAAGCUGAUAUUGUUCGCGAUUUGAAGGCGUAUGUGGACAGUAAAUUUGAAGUUUUAAAGAAAGAUAUUUCAUCGCUUGAGAAAAGAGUUGAUUUAAUUGAAAAUUUAAAGUUUCAAACGGAGGAUGAUGAGAAGACUGAAUCUGAUGAUGAUACGAUUUUGUUUACUGAAUUUAAUAAGGAAGCUGAUAUUCAAGAUGAUGUAAAAAUCGAGAAGAACUCUCGUGAUGGUUUAGCUGAUAUGAGCAAUGAGAAGCAUGACAAUGAUGAAACUACUCAUGAUGCUAGUGAUCUUAAUUUCCCUAGUACUUACGAGAAACAAAUUGAUUCUAUUACUCAUGAGAUGAUUAAUGAUCAAAGUGAAGGUGUUGGUGAUGUAAAUGAGAGUACGGUUGCUGUUGUUCUAGAAAAAGUUAAUGAUCAAACUGAUGUUAUCGGUGUUGAAAAUGAGAGUACUAUUGAUGAGGCUCUAGAAAAAGAGAAUGUUCAAACUGAUUCUCUUGGUGUUGUUAAUGAGAGUACUGUUGAUGUGGCUAUAGAAAAAGUGAAUGUUCUAGAGGGCGAUAAUGCGUCGGAAAAACCUCUUCCCGCUACAUCUUCUUUUUUGGAAAAUCUUGAUGGAAAGUACAUUGAUGCUAUUGUAACUGCAGCUGAAUUACAAAAUUUAGUUGAUACAGCAACAUAUGUACCUACAAAGGUUACAAAAUAUCAACGCAAGAGAAAGGUUAAUCCUUCAAGUGUGCUGAAAUCUCCAUUCAAAUGUUUUGAUACACCUGAAAAAAUUAAGAAUAUGGGCAAUGUAUUUAGAGAUCAUUGUCCACUAACUGUUGAAAAUGUUGGAGAGAAGCAUAAUCUUGAUUGGGAGGCGGAGUUUUACAAUUGGGUAGAGAUUGACAUCGUUGAUUUGCCGACUAAGAACGUAAAGGGAAAAAAGAAAAGCAAUGAAUUGUAUAAAUUGAAAUCAAGAAAGUUGGUUCCAACUAUGUCUCUUGGUGGCGAAUGCGUUUCAAAGAAGGAUUUCUUUUACAAACUCUCUGAAAGUGGUUGCUAUUUGGAGUCUGAUCAUAUUGAUAUUCUCUUUGGAUAUUUGCGGAAGAAAUGUUCUAUAUUACGGAAUGGCUAUACUGUCCUUGGCAUCGCCUUUGACGCAUUUGUUCAAGCAACAUAUAAAUCUUUGUUGGAGGGCAAGGAAAUAGGGGAUUGGAUGUACCAUGACACUAUGUUUAAUAUAAUUCUAGGAGAGGAAGGAUAUUAUCCAAUCGCUUGGUGUGAUAAGAAGAACGUUAUUUUUGCUAUUCAUUUAAAGGUUGAUGGAAAGGAGCAAGAUCAUUUUAUUCUGGCGAGAAUGGACUUUGACCACCGUUGCUUCUACGUCUACAAUUUUUUAUCCUCUGAUUUCUACAAUUGUAUUGCUAUGUCAGUGGUGCGCGGUUAUGCAACAGUUUUGCCUUUUUUCCUAGACGAGGUUGGAUUUUAUGAACGGAAUGAUAUUGAUUUUAAUUCUGAAGCUUAUGUCGGUAAGGGGCGUACUGAACCUUUUCGUGUUGCUCUUGUUGUGAACAUGCCUCAACAAAGUAAAGGAGAUUGUGGAGUUUUCAUCACAACUUUUGCUGAAUAUCUUAUCGAAGGACGAGAUAUUAGUGCUGAUUUUGUGAAGAUUGAAAAUAUUGAUAUUUACCGGAGAAGAUAUGCUACAAAUUUAUACAUGUAUGGUUUGUGGAAGAAUUUUAGUGGUUAUGUGUCUGAGUAG
This is a messenger RNA of Mercurialis annua (annual mercury), 3168 nucleotides long. RefSeq lists its product as uncharacterized. The transcript has 11 exons. Gene Ontology annotation, biological process: proteolysis. Gene Ontology annotation, molecular function: cysteine-type peptidase activity. The record is from RefSeq and is a predicted model, not a curated record. NCBI's taxonomy places the organism in Eukaryota, Viridiplantae, Streptophyta, Magnoliopsida, Malpighiales, Euphorbiaceae. Bases 1 to 3168 code for a protein of 1055 amino acids.